Messenger RNA from Xylaria bambusicola, 1840 nucleotides. RefSeq lists its product as uncharacterized. The record is from RefSeq and is a predicted model, not a curated record. Lineage: Eukaryota; Fungi; Ascomycota; Sordariomycetes; Xylariales; Xylariaceae. The coding region runs from base 470 to 1402 and encodes 310 amino acids. The transcript has 3 exons.
UAUGGAGAGACUGUCUUGUUGUAUCUAGUUUCUCUUUUCUUUCUCUCUUUGAUCUUGGUUACCUCGUCAAUAGAGCAUUGGCUGCUGCUGCCGGCUUUGUCCCAGCUUUUCAGCACGCUUGCCGUGGCAGUAGUACCGAUUUUCGUUUAAAAGUAGUGCUCGAGGCCGUGAUAGGACGAUAUUACUCGUUGAGGGGGAGUCCCCUUGAGACACUUCACUGAAACACAGCAUCAUAUCAUAAUCCUUCGUGCAUUCGGGAUUAUGUUAAAGCGUUCGGGCUAUUAAAGGUUGAUGGUAAAUGAGCAACUGCACACCGUCCGUAGCAUCACUGCCUUUCCAUUCUCUUCGUCCUUUUCCCCUUUGCUAGACAUAGCCGAGAUAAUUAUCACCCAUACGACCCCUUACUAAUAAGUCAUGCACCCAUGGGCUGAAGAGGCUUUUAACAUCACAACAAGUCAGGCCAUGCAAAAUGACCAACUUAGGGCCGGCCCCAACAAACUUCGAGUUGCCGAGUAGCUGUGUAGAGGAUCUCCAAAGCGCAUAUUGGUACCACUUGGCUGCGUCGACUGGCUGGUUCCUUGUUCAGGGCCCAGAGGAACAGACGACCUGCUAUCCCAGUGGUUAUGCUGCUUUAAGCUUGAAUCAGAUAUAUUAUUCGCCAGGAAGAUGUCCUACUGGCUUUACCCCUGCUUGCGAAGCCCAUCAAGCCGUAGGCUCUCUUACGGAGACCAUCGUGACGUGUUGUCCUACACAAAACGUUUACUCCUGUCAGACGAACCCUAGUGACAAAUAUCCAUGGCAAUACACCCUUGGUUGCGUUUCCACGGUCCAAAGCGAAAGUGUAUAUACAUUCAAUUCCGUCUCUGGUGGGGUGACGUAUCUCAAGACCUCUACUCUCGUAUCCAGCAACGGGUUCAACGCAUACUCUGUACAAAUUCGGUACCAGUCUACUGACUUUGUCGCAACUACUACAUCCACCAAUACUAUAAGCACAGGGUCAACCUGGGCGACAGCCAUAUCUGCGAUCCGUCCAACCAAUCCACAUGACAGCAGCAGCAACAUUAACGACGCCAAGUCCACAGAUAACAUUAGUGCAGGCGCGGCAGCUGGGAUAGCUAUUGGUGCCUUCACGGGGCUCUUGAUCGCCAUAGCUGGAGUCAGUUAUCUCCUUUGGCGCAAAAAGCGGCAGCGCCGGGCGUUGCGUAGAGUGGCAGAGCUUCAAGGCCAGCCGAACCAUGGACCUUUAUCACACCAUUUAGGGAAAAAUCCGGGGCAAUAUGAACCUUGGCGCGCCGAAAAGCUGGGCCAUGGUCAACUUGUUAUUAGCGAGCUGGUUGGUGGUCCCCCAGCUGCCAAUGAGUUGAAUGGCCAGCCGCUUCUUAAUGAAUUAGAAGCGAAAUGAAUCGCAUUGAAAUUUUGGACAAUAUAGGAUACCGAGUCGAGAUAAUAUAGUGCAGGUAGACUAGUUGUAUAUACUAUGUAGAGUCAAGCCACCAAGACCAAGAAGGAAUUGGUUGGCUAAGGACUUUCGCAACCCUAGUAAAUCAUUACAUUAUGAAUAGCAUCGAGUUUCAAGCCCAAAUCUCUGCCCUUGUUAUACAAGCAGCAUAAAUGAAAACUCGGGGGAAGCUGAGACAGCAUGUUGCAGACGAUAAUGUGUAAAUAACCAUAACCUAGUGUGUGUAUCCAUCCCGUUUGACAAUUCGGUAUUAUAGGGCAAGGGCUUCAUGAAUAAACAAGUAAGAGAUAAGCCAAAGAACAAAAAAUCGAAUAGUCUUCAGCAGCAAACACGAAUUGACAUCUGCAAACGGAAAAAAUAUGCAUCAGCCGUGAAUCGAAC